AUGGAGAGACUUUUUUACCUAUCAACUUUGCUGCUCAUCCUUAUUAGUUGCCCAAUCCUGGCCAGUAGUCAGCUACAGAUUCCUCUUGAAAUCGCAGAGGAAAAUGAGCAGCUGGAGAACGACAUAAAUUCCUUUUUUCGGAUUAUGGAUCGACUCAACGAUGAACUGGGAUUCUACAGUUUUAUCCCCUAUACGGGAAAUGUCUAUCUCAGGCCUUCACUCGAGCAACGUCUAAUGGAACAUUUCGCGGUGCCGAUCUAUUCAGUUGCCUCAGGCAAAGGACCUCUCAAUCGUCGUUAUGAAAAGGGUAAAAAUUUGGUGAUCGUCCUAUUUAGUGGCUUUGAUGAUCCGAUUCUGGCUGUCCUCAACGACACGGAACUCUCCAGUGGUAGUCAUUUCUACAGCUUCCUUUACGUUCCGCAAGGCAACAACAAACGGUUUUUGACGAUGGAAGAGAUGCGGAAGUUCUUUUCCUGGUGUUUUGAGACCAGUAUCGAUCAUGUGCUGCUUCUUUUCCAAAGCGAGUCCGAAUUCGAGACUUGGACAUAUUAUUAUUUAAAAAAUGUAACAGUGACAAGGGUUAGGAAAGGAAGAAGUUUGAAUAGUAUGGUGCGAAAUGAGGGCUAUAGAUUUUCCGUUCAAGUUGCCAACGAUCUGCCUUCUAUUUUUUGGUACAACUCAACGGAACAAGCGGAUGUGAUUGGCGGCGGAAACAUCAGUCUGUCCGGACCCAUUGGCCUCAUGAUGGUGGAGUUCAUGCGCUACAUCAACGCCACCAUGGAUAUACUUCCCAUCGGUGAAAAGCAAAACUCGAACUAUGACAUAUUUCAGGCGGACCAGAAUGUGGACAUGGUGGCCAAUCUGGUGAUCAACGACAGCCUCCCCUUCAGUCCGGUGGUGUCGGAUACCCAAAUUUGCCUCUUGGUGCCACACCGCCGGAAGAUUCCGUCGAGCAGAUAUUUCGACAGGGUGGUUAGUCCCAGUGUGCACCUGCUCAUGUUGCCUGUAGCCCUUUUGGUAUUUGUAAUUAAGUACAUUGCUCACCGUCGUCGGUCGCUGCUGGACGCGUUCUUCAGCACCUUGCGUUUUCACCUAGGAAUACCCCUGCCCGAAGGUCAACUGGAACGAUUGCCUCUGGCUGACAAGAUAAUAGAGGUAUAUUCCCUUCUGUUCCUGAUGAUCUUCAUCAGCGUUUGUGGAUCUAUACUGAGCAGCGUCUUAACGGCGGGACUUUAUUAUCCGCCGAUCACGGAUGUGGAAUCGAUGCGAGCCAGUGGCCUACGGAUCAUCACAGAAGACCCCACAAUACUGCAGGCCUUUAGGGACAAUCGCAUGCCCAGCUCAUUGGCGGAUCUAGUAGAUUUAGUGGACGACCAUACGGUCUUUAAAAACUUACAAAACCUUAACGACAGCGUUGUCAAUGUGGUUCGAACGCCCAACUGGCGGGGACUUCGGUUGUAUCAGGAGCGUCUAAAGACCAAAAGACUCGCUAUUGCUGGACCAAAGCUCUGCUCUGAUAUCCGCCUCCUGCGAUUACCCAUCUCCCCAAGGUCGCCCAUGAGGUUCAUUUUUAAAGAUUACUUUGACAGGAUUUUCGAGUCGGGACUGGAGCAGAAAUGGAUUAGGAUGGGUUUCCAAAAGUUUCGGGAAGUUUAUGGCAUUACAAAAUUGCCCACAGAUAAGAAUAACGAGUGGAAACCGUUGACCAUAUCCUUUUACUCAAUUUUUAUAACAUUAUUCAUGGCCGGUAUGCUUUUAAGCACUUUAGUCUUUAUAAUUGAGCUCCUAUAUAAGAGAUAUCGUGGCUAA
Molecule: messenger RNA, 1809 nt
Organism: Drosophila kikkawai
Lineage: Eukaryota; Metazoa; Arthropoda; Insecta; Diptera; Drosophilidae
Product: Ionotropic receptor 56a
Source: RefSeq, a predicted model, not a curated record